Gavialis gangeticus (Gharial) is the source of this 1627-nucleotide messenger RNA. RefSeq names its product chromosome unknown C11orf53 homolog (gene POU2AF2). Lineage: Eukaryota; Metazoa; Chordata; Crocodylia; Gavialidae. The transcript is spliced from 3 exons. Bases 162 to 980 code for a protein of 272 amino acids. The record is from RefSeq and is a predicted model, not a curated record.
AGGAGACCCAAGCUGUGCUGUCUUGCUUUUCUGACUUAUCAGCACAAUCCGAGAACUCUGAAAUCUCUCCUUGGCCUCCGUCUGCUGUUACUUUAUCUCUCUGAGGCUUGAAGGCUUGUACCUAAUUGCUGCUUAGUCAUAGCCUGGGAUUCCAAAAGUACAUGGAAAUGAUGCAAAACAUGCUCCUGAACGGUGCGCAUGCUCUGCACCAUGGAGCAAAACCUUGCCAACGUGUCUUUGUUUUUCAGGGCAGCGCCAGUAGCCCCCAGUCCUCAUUUGUCCAAAUGUCAGGUUCCCCCACGCUGUCUGGCUACUACGGGAUGAGGAGACCAUUUGCCUCCGAGCUGGACUUCCACGGCACAAAGCAGCACCCCAGCGAGGUCUACGCGUCCCCGCUGGCAGCGAAGCCCUUCCCGGGAGACUCCUCUGCCGUCCAAGGGUACCCGCCACUGCUGGACCCCUACUUCAGCGACCAGUACGGGGACUAUCGCACCCCACCUGGCACCAGCUCCCUCUUUGGCACCUCCUCGCUGGCCCCACUCCUGCCGCCCUUCCCCAGCGACCAGGCACAUUUCUUCAUAAGAGACUCCUGGGAGCAGACCAUGCCCGACAGCCUCAACCCCCCGGACGUCGCCUGCUCUGACUCCCUGCAGACGCUGUCGACCGCAACCAGCUGCCUCCCCCAUGAGAGCAGCGGCACUUCCCAAUACCGGGGCUCGAGCUGGAGCUCCUCACUCCCUGGAGCCCAGUCCUACUCUCUGCACGCUCUGGAGGAUGUCCACUAUGCAUCCGGGUACCCCGGCACCUCGUCCUACUCCUUCCCGUCCUUUAUGACUGUAGCCAAUGACCUGACUCCCAAGAUGAUCCAUCUCUCGUCAGACGAGCCCAGCGAGACCACCUCCCUUCACGACAACUCCUCGUGGGGCAAAGAUGACGGGAGUCCGGUCUGGGGAACGUACGAAUGCAGGCGAACCUACUGAAGGAAGGCACUGGCAUGAAAGACGACUCAAACUGAUGAACUGCUUGUAGGAUCCUACCUGUAGUCGGUCGUUCAGCGCUGAGGAUAAGGAACUUCCUUAACAGGCCUCGAGGCAAGAGUGCUAGGAGGGCUUUCAGAUGAAGGACAAGGCCGUUUUUGAAGCAGCAUGUUGCUUUCUGCUCUGUUUAACUAUGUCAGUGUCAGGGCUCCUGGGUAGCUGAUAAACGGGGUCCACGAUCCACUACCCACUUGAAGUCAGUGGCGUUUGUGAGCUCAGGCUUAGGCCCAAUUUGGGAAAGGGGAAACCUUAAAGAUCUGCGUGGUCGUGGCGUUCGCUGAAGAAACGGGGCUCGGGUGCAGCUUUGUAGUGCUGGUGACACCGUGUCUGCUAGACAGCUUCUGCAGGGACUCGGCAAAGAGGGCAGGGAGCCUUUCCAGGGCACGUCUGUCUUGCGUAGUGCUCUCUAAGCAGGCAGAGCCGCGACCUCCAAACCCCGCUGCCCUGGCCCGGGGGAUUGCUCUGGGGUGGGGGUCACAAGGAGCUUUGUUCAGACAUACUAGGCCAUGACAAAUAAACCGGUGCAACCUAAACCCAAGUGCAGAGCACCGUUUAAGGGAGAGCUUGAGGCCUUGUGAAGGGCAGCCCAG